Selaginella moellendorffii is the source of this 625-nucleotide messenger RNA. Its product is annotated as universal stress protein PHOS34. The record is from RefSeq and is a predicted model, not a curated record. Bases 95 to 625 code for a protein of 176 amino acids. The transcript has 3 exons. NCBI's taxonomy places the organism in Eukaryota, Viridiplantae, Streptophyta, Lycopodiopsida, Selaginellales, Selaginellaceae.
GCCUCCACUUGGCACGUCCGACGUGGCGAGGUGACGAGGCCGGCUUUUGAAUUUGAAUUCAAAAUGGCGCUUGGAAAGGGUGGGAAAGAGCGCGAUGACGAGGAAUGUGGGCAUAGCGAUCGAUUUGUCGCCCACCAGCAGGUACGCGCUUCGUUGGGCGCUCGAGCACUUCGCGCGCGAUGGCGAUCACAUCUUCGUCCUCGUCGUCCGCAAGAAAGAGGGCGAGGACACCGCCCUCUUCGAGAAAGCCGGCACUCGUAAGUGGCAACGAUCGAUCUUAAGAUGUUCUCAGACUCGGUUUGCCUGGAGGAUUGAUCCACAGCCUAGAGCACCGAGAGAAGAAAAAAGUAAACUUUCUUACGCGUUUUCCUUUUUGUUCUUGUCGAUCUCAACGUCGAGCUCCUGGCUCCAGUUUGCUGUGGACGGUAAGGUCUACUACGGCGAUGCUCGAGAGAAGAUCAUCGAGGCUGUUGGAGAUCUUAAGUUGGACCUGCUUGUGCUUGGAAGUAGAGGCCUUGGGACUGUUAAAAGGGCGCUGCUGGGAAGCGUCAGUAACUACGUAAUCAACAACGCACCUUGCCCAGUCACAGUAGUGAAGCUCCCGGAAUCCCAAUCAAACUCGUGA